Brassica rapa (field mustard) is the source of this 2490-nucleotide messenger RNA. RefSeq lists its product as uncharacterized. NCBI's taxonomy places the organism in Eukaryota, Viridiplantae, Streptophyta, Magnoliopsida, Brassicales, Brassicaceae. The record is from RefSeq and is a predicted model, not a curated record.
AUGAUCGCGCAUGAGGCGGUUCAUGCUUUGAAAGCUCACCCACUGAUGUCGAAGGAAUUGAUGGUGGUCAAAACAGAUAUGUCUAAGGCGUUUGACAAGGUUGAGUGGAGUUAUCUAAGACGUCUUCUGGAAGCUUUAGGUUUUGAUCGUCUUUGGAUGGAUUGGACUAUGGCGUGUGUUUCAUCUGUAUCCUAUGCUGUGUUAAUGACUGAUCAACCUUUCGGUUUGAUCAAGCCACAACGUGGAAUUCGCCAAGGGGACCCUUUGUCUCCGUUUUUGUUUGUAUUAUGUACUGAAGGCCUCUCUCAUCUAUUGAACAGAGCUGAAAGGGAUGGAAACUUGCAAGGUUUGCAGUUCUCGGAACAUGGUCCUUCUAUUCAUCACCUCUUGUUUGCAGAUGACAGUCUGUUCAUGUGUAAAGCUGAUGUGUCUCAAGCUCGCGUACUUAAGAGGAUUCUGGACAUUUAUGAUAAUGCUACUGGUCAAACCAUCAAUGUUCAAAAGUCUGCAAUCUCUUUUGGUAGAGAUAUUGACAUUGGUUCGAAGGCUUUGAUUCAGAAGGUCUUAGGUAUUGUGAAUGAGGGAGGGACAAGUAAAUAUUUAGGGCUUCCGGAGUGCUUCAGUGGUUCUAAGGUGGAGUUAUUGGGAUAUCUUAAAGAAAGAACUAAUGGCAGGCUGAACUCUUGGUAUAUGCGUAAGCUUUCUCAAGGUGGAAAAGAGAUAUUAUUAAAAUCCACGGCUUCAGCUCUUCCGUUGUUUGCUAUGUCCGUUUUUAAACUUCCAAAGAAGGUGUGCUCGAAGCUCUCUAGUGCAAUGGCAGAUUUUUGGUGGGGAGCGGAUUCUCACUUGAAGAAAAUUCACUGGUUAUCAUGGGAUAAGCUUUGUUUGUCUAAGGAAUAUGGUGGCUUGGGUUUUCGUGAUCUGGAAGCUUUUAACCAGGCGCUUCUAGCUAAACAGGCUUGGAAAAUUUUAUCUUCUCCUGAAUCCUUGGUAGCUCGGUUUCUUAAGAGUAGAUACUUCCCUAAUGGUGAAUUUUUGGAAGCUUCCUUAGGAAAAAGGCCGUCUUAUGCUUGGAGAAGCUUGUUAUUUGGUAGAGAGCUACUCAACAAAGGUAUCAAGAAGAGGGUUGGUGAUGGAAACUCGAUCUUUGUUUGGUCAGAUAGAUGGAUUGAAGAUGACUCUGAUGGUUAUGGCCUUAGGGCUCUUUGGAUUAAAAAUUUGUUGUUUGAUGCCAACCUAAAGGUCAGCAACCUUAUUGAUUUUAGUGCCAGAAGGUGGAAUAGAGUUGCAUUGGAAGAUCUUUUUGUUCCUUCAGAUAUCAGGAUCCUUCUACAGAAUCAGCCAGUGGUUUCGAAACAAGAUUUCUGGUCUUGGAAGUUUAAGAGAAGUGGGACCUAUUCGGUAAAGUCAGGAUAUUGGCUUGCAUCUCAAGAAAAUUUUUUUGAGUUGAAACGUCAGAUGGAAGCUCUUCUCUCUGUUAAUUGCUUAAAGGCUUUAUCCUGGAAGAUCUCUGCUCCCUCAAAGUUGCGCUGUUUUGUGUGGAAAGCACUUUCUGAUGCUUUACCUGCUACGGAUCUUGUUCUAGCUAGAGGAAUGAAGGGAGAUAAUAGAUGUCAACUGUGUGGAUUGGAGGGUGAAUCCAUUAAUCACAUUAUGUUUCAGUGUGACCUAGCAAGGCAAACUUGGGCGAUGUCCAACAUUCCCUUACCUAAGAAUGGGUUUCAGGACUCUUCUAUUUUCUCCAAUCUAUACUUCAUGUUCUAUCUUCAUAAGAAUAAGCAUGUUGAAGCCAUUAAUUCUCGGGUCUGGCCUUGGAUUUUAUGGUUUCUUUGGAAAAAUAGAAAUGGCUUCCUGUUUGAAGGUUCUUUAUUUUCUCCAUCGGACAUCCUUUUGAAGGCACAUGAAGAAGCUGAGCAAUGGUUUAUGGCUCAAGAGGUAGAUGGAGAGGCUGAGGUUAUGUUGAUGAAUCAUGAACUUCAGGAAUGUUCGCCAAAAGUGUCUUUUCCUAGGCUUGGAUGGGUUAAUUGUGAGUUUGCUAUGGAUUGGUGUCAGAAAUAUGCAACGGUGGGAGCGGCUUGGUUGGUUAGAGAUUCUCGUGGUUGGAUUCAAGAACAUAGUAGAAGAUCCUUUUCUUCUAUUUCUUCAGUGUUAGAUGCGAAAUUGGCGGUCUUCUUAUGGGUCAUUGAGAGUAUGAUCAGCUUAAAGAAGAACAAGGUAGUCUUUGUUUCGGAUUUUCAUGAUUUGGUUGAUGCUGUUGUUCAUCCGAUUCAUUGGCCGGCUCUACAAUUUCAAGCAUCAGAAUUGCGAGUGGUGUUGCAGGAUUUAGAAGUUUGGAAUUUGCAGUUAGUGGAUCGAGAGAGUCUUAGAGGUGUAUCUUUCAUUGCACAAAGCGUGAAUAAUCUAGGUCUUUGGGAGUCUUAUAUUGCUGCGGGUCAUCCGCCCUGGCUUGAUUUGCUAUUUGUCAAUGAAAGAGCUCCUUCUAGCCGUUAA